CUCGUUGCUGGAGGUCAAAGUUGCUUUCAGUUGGAUAGCAUGACGCACCCAAACUUUUGAGCCAACUGACACUUCUUUUGCACGAUUCGACCAGCUAUCCAUGUAGAGUGUUUGCCACGAUAGUCCAUAACAAACACACUUUAAUCCAGGGUGAACAAUCUUCUUUGCACCUCAUGAUGUCGAUUGAAUUGCUUUCACAUCAACCUGUUUCGUCGAGGCUCAAAAGCUGGCGUCGGAUGAAUGGCGUCAAAGUGUGGUCGUAUUAUUCUGCCAAGUAAAGCUUCUGAUGGAGAGACCCUGUAAAUUGUUUGAGGAUUUGGCACAAAACGAUAGAUAAGUAGGGACCUCUCUCUCUCCGGUUGUCCCCUUCUCUUUUGAUUUCUUCAGAGCAUUUAUAAGUGUACCAACAAGGCGUUCUAUUUGGCCAUUGAAUUGAAGAUGGAAUGGAGGUGUUCGGCAUAAUUGAUUCUGUUCCACCAACGAAAUUCUAAGAAGAUAGCAGACGUAAACUGUGUUCCAUUGUCUCUAGCUAUUAAUACUGGGACCUCGAAACGACUUAUUAGUUGACGUAAUUUUUUUUAUUGUGGAGCUUGCAGUUCGAUGUUCCAUGAGAAGAAUUUCUGGCCACUUGCUGUAUGUACCAACUACCAAAAGAGUGUAGACGAUGCUCGUCAGUGGUUACGUUACUUAGACUCAGAGCUUGGUAAACCUUUGGAAGAAAAGGAUUAUGGUGGGAAUUGCCGAAUAUACGAUUGGGAUAAACCAGACAAUCCAUGGCACAAUGUCAUCUCAAAAAUGGAUGGUUUCGUGACAGUUCAUUUUGUUGGCUGGUGGGCUAAAACAUUAAUCCUCCGAGAUUAUUGGAUAUGCAACGUCUUAAGUUUUGCUUUUGAAGUAUUAGAAUACUCAUUAGAGCAUCAGUUGCCAAAUUUCUCAGAAUGUUGGUGGGACCAUUGGAUCAUGGAUUUUCUAGGUUGCAACCUUCUCGGAAUUUGGUUAGGCAUGAAAACAAUCAAUUAUUUAAGCAUGAAACCGUAUCAUUGGCGAGGCAUGUGGAAUAUCCCCAGUUACAGAGGCAAACUUCGUAGAGUUAUGUUGCAGUUUACCCCUCGUCGAUGGACUGAUUUCGAUUGGCGUCCGACUGGAAGUCUAAAGAGAUGGUUAGGGACUUUGGUUCUUGCGAUUGCAAUACUUACAGCAGAAUUGAAUACUUUUUACUUGAAAUUCGUACUUUGGGUACCACCUCCUCACUUUUUGUGUCUUGGACGUCUAAUCUUUCUGACUUUGAUGGGAGCCACUGCUAUUCGUGAAUAUUUUGAAUACCUUGAUGAUCCUAAAUGCAAACGAUUUGGGAGACAAGCAUGGAUGAUUUCAAGCAUUAUCAUAACUGAAUUCUUGAUAGUAAUGAAGUUUGGUUGGGACAUAAUUACUAAACCAUUCCCCAGGCACAUAUCCAUCUUCUGGUCGUUGGUUUUAAUCGGUUUAGUAUCAUGGACUUUCUGGCACUUUUAUAUUGUACCUUGGUUGUUUCGAUCGAGUCGCGUAUCGAAAACUGGGAAACCAGUAGAAGAAACUAUUCCAAAUCAUCGCCUACAGAAGGUUGAAAGCCCUGUUGUUUAUAGACGUAAUGCUAGGUCAUCAGUAAAGUUGUUAAAUCAUUCAUAGUUUCUUUUCCCUAUCUAUGAAGAUGAUUUUAUCACAUUUUUUAAAUAGGGAAUUUCAGAAAAAAAAUUUGUGACAAACAUGUGUUUUUAUUUAACUUUAUGGCCGUUAAUAUCAUUCACGGGUUCGUAACGUCCAGAACCAUAAACUG
This is a messenger RNA of Schistosoma guineensis, 1813 nucleotides long. The record is from the annotation of a GenBank genome assembly. NCBI's taxonomy places the organism in Eukaryota, Metazoa, Platyhelminthes, Trematoda, Strigeidida, Schistosomatidae.